CAACCUUAUUUUGUACGCUCACGACAGAAACUCAUCCAUCAAGUCCCCGCCGUCGACGACAAUGCCUUCCCAAAAGACUUUCCGCACAAAACGAAUUCUCGCAAAGGCUGGGAGGCAAAACAGGCCCAUCCCCCAGUGGUUCCGUCUUAAGUCGGACACCAAAAUCCAAUACAACGCCAAGCGCCGUCACUGGCGCAGGACCAAGCUGAACAUCUAGAGAAGUGCUCGGCUUUGGGACUAUUUCAAUUUCUGGUUGCUGUAUUACCACGCAGGCCGACAGAGGAGAGGCCGAGGUGCCAUUUAUGGACACACCCAUGUUCUUCUCAUUUUGAGCUAUGCCACACACAUCCAUCCAUGAACAUGACGAUUUCCUCACCAA
Laccaria bicolor S238N-H82 is the source of this 379-nucleotide messenger RNA. Its product is annotated as 60S ribosomal protein L39. Gene Ontology annotation, molecular function: structural constituent of ribosome. Gene Ontology annotation, cellular component: cytosolic large ribosomal subunit; ribosome. Bases 62 to 217 code for a protein of 51 amino acids. The record is from RefSeq and is a predicted model, not a curated record. Gene Ontology annotation, biological process: translation. The transcript has 4 exons. Lineage: Eukaryota; Fungi; Basidiomycota; Agaricomycetes; Agaricales; Hydnangiaceae.